AUGGCCAACAACGACGACCGUCCUAUGUCUGCCCACCCGCCCCAGCACCAUGCCUCGCACAUGCCCAGCGACCUCAAGCGCAAACGCAGUCCCUCGCACGAGAUGCACCUGGCGCCUGCGCCACUGCCCAAAACCGCCAAGCACAACCAUUUGCAGAUCAACUACCUUGCCAGGCACAAUGAGAACGACCUGCCCCUCAUCACCAACGAUGACACGCUGCCAAACAUCCUCUCGCUGCUCAGCGACUACCAGGGCGUCCUCGACCGCCACGAGAGCAUGGCCUGCAACCUAGGCGCUCGCCCUCUGGGUCCCAUUCUCAUCAAGCGCUUCGAGCGCCUCUUCGACGGUCCCCCCAGAGUCCUCAAGAGCCAUGGCAAGGAUGGCACCACCGUGUCCUGGCUCGACGUGGUUGAGUUUGCGCGCAACAAGCCCGAGCAGUUUCAGCUCGACCAGAUGAGCGAGGGCGUGAGGGUCUGCCAGUUCUACACCAAGCAAUGUCGGGUCCAGAUCUCAGAAGAAGACUUCGUCUUGAUUUCAUCUGGCAUUCCCCAAAAGAUGAUCCCCCCACAGCCCAUCAUCGAAGACGAGGAGAAGGAGCUAGGUACCAUGGAGAUUCUGGAAAAGAACCUCAGCCAAAUAUGCUCUUUGGCCGAUCAAGUUGCUGCUCGCACAAGGCAGCUCAACCACCGCCUCAAAGGCCGCAAACAGGCAAUUCUGGACCGCAGAGCUACUGCGACUCCAACGCCUCAAAUCCCCCGCCCUACGAGUCCUUCAAACGUCGCCCUUAUGAACGGUAGCAACUCGAGCGUCGCAGGCCCGGGUCACAACCAACCUUCGCACCCGUCGCCCAGCAGCAGCGGCUUUGUAGCCGUCAAUGCGCGUCAGCACCACGAAUCCAACGGCCAUGGGCAUAGUCACAGUCGUGGCCAUGGUUCUUCGUCAUCUACACGCCACGAACUGCUAUCCAAAUUCCAUACUGUGAAUGACCGGCGUGUGUCAUCGCAGCCUCCCAGCAGCAAUGUUGAAUCAAUUGCAAGGCCUUCACAUCCUCUCAAUGAAUCUGAGCUACACAACAUGAUGAACUCACCCGUCCCAAUACCAAACACGCCUUCUAGCCUCCUCCCGGCCUCCAGCCAACGCGCCAGCCAACAACCGGAAAAAGAUGACGGAGGUCCUUUCAAGGUUGAAAUGGUGCACAGAAUGGAGAGUCUUGCCAAGGGUGAGCGCAUUGUCCCACCCUGUGACCGUUGUCGAAGAUUACAUAUGGACUGCUUGAAAAAUCUGACAGCGUGCAUGGGCUGUACAAAGAAACAUGCAAAAUGCUCAUGGAGAGAAGUUCGCGAGGGCGAGUUGCGUGGCGGCUAUACCUAUCCCACUGGAACCGCUAGCAAUGGUCAGAGUGAAACAAGUGAUCACGAGGCCGGUGAUCGCGCAAGUACAGCAAGCCCGUCAGUUAUGUUGAGUCCGUCGCACCAUGGUCUUACGCCAUCACACGUCUCACACAGCAAUGGCCAACACACUCCACAACAUCAACCAUCUCACCACCAGCACUCUGAACAGGCUACGCAGCCCACGCAGCCACACGACGCACCGCAUGACGCGCAGUCCUCUGCCUCUCGCAACACUCCGCCUACGCGCGAGCACGAGAGAAAUGUUGAAGCCCAACUCAAGGAGGCCGCGCAAUCAAGCCUUGCGCAUGCAAACGCAAGGCUCCCCGCAUCAGACGGCAAGACCACAGAUUACGCCAACCAAGCCAUGGUUGCUUAG
This is a messenger RNA of Bipolaris victoriae FI3, 1767 nucleotides long. RefSeq lists its product as hypothetical. Gene Ontology annotation, biological process: regulation of DNA-templated transcription. Gene Ontology annotation, molecular function: DNA-binding transcription factor activity, RNA polymerase II-specific; zinc ion binding. The record is from RefSeq and is a predicted model, not a curated record. Lineage: Eukaryota; Fungi; Ascomycota; Dothideomycetes; Pleosporales; Pleosporaceae. Bases 1 to 1767 code for a protein of 588 amino acids. The transcript has 3 exons.